Molecule: messenger RNA, 747 nt
Organism: Thlaspi arvense
Lineage: Eukaryota; Viridiplantae; Streptophyta; Magnoliopsida; Brassicales; Brassicaceae
Source: the annotation of a GenBank genome assembly
AUGGAUCAAAUCGUUUCGGGAGAAGAAGAUCUUGAUGUUGACAUUGAAGGUGGUGUUGGAUUCAAGGAGACACGAGGGAUAACGUCGAAUCUUGUUUUAUCAGAGGAUGUUUCGAAUCAGCAAGUUUGGAGUGGACGUUUAAGUUUUGAUGGGUCUGAAAAGUUUGCUGAUGAUCCGACAAACCCGUUAAUGGGAGACGGGAAGCGGAGAGAAAGAAACAGUCAAAGCUUGGACCUUUCGGACAGAAAAUUCGACAAUGUCAAGUUUAAGAAGCCUCCGAGACCUCCGAAAGGUCCGUCAUUGACUGCAAAUGACCAGAAGCUGAUGAGGGAAAUCGCGGAGCUCGCUAUGAGAAAGCGUGCUAGGAUCGAGCGGAUGAAAACUCUGAGAAGAAUGAAAGCAGCAAACGCAUCGUCUCCCUGCAGUAGCAUUUUCGCCAUGAUUGUGACGGUGGUGUUCUUCGUCUUCCUUAUCUUUCAAGGGUUCUUCACAAGCAACGCAAGUUUUAAUUCAGACAAUACUCCUGCGCCAACUGUUUCAGCCAGUAACCGUAUGGUCUCUGUUCAGUUCUACAAUGAGUUUGCUCCUCGUGAUAGAAUCGAUCACAGCCCAACUACUUCUUUCAGAUCACAGCAGUGUCUUCGAAUUGAUGAUGUUUUGUGUAAAAUUUCAGGUAUAAGAGAGUUUCGGGCGCAGACGAUGAAGAAGGAAUUACCAGAUGAUGGACUGCUCUUGGGAUUCUUGUAA